Rhinocladiella mackenziei CBS 650.93 is the source of this 1071-nucleotide messenger RNA. RefSeq lists its product as uncharacterized. The transcript has a single exon. The record is from RefSeq and is a predicted model, not a curated record. NCBI's taxonomy places the organism in Eukaryota, Fungi, Ascomycota, Eurotiomycetes, Chaetothyriales, Herpotrichiellaceae. The coding region runs from base 1 to 1071 and encodes 356 amino acids.
AUGACGGCCGCCGCCGAGGUCCAAAAUCUUCUGCGAUUCCUGACCAAAGAUGCGCGCCUUUCCUUGGCGGAUGCAAUGUCCAAAAUCAAUGCCCUUCGAAAACAGCAGCUGAAUACCCCCGAGAACAUCUCUAAAGCCGAUGAGGCCAAUCUCAAGUCUAUCUUUGCCGAUGAGAAAGUGUUGAAGCAGGUCAUCAAUGCCGCAAAACGGGUAUCGAAUCCCAAGAAGCGAUCGUCAGGCCAGACAAGUUCUCCUCCCUCGAAGCGUGCGAAAAUAGAGUCAGAUGAAUUCGACGACGAAUCCUGCCUCACAUUGCCUCAGACAGACCUCUCCAUCGACGAGAUUGGGAAGAUGAUCAUUGACACAAACCGAGCACCGCUCUUUCUCGCUUUCACGAUUACCGUUCUCGCCUACACCCAUCCUGAACAACCCCUAUCGAGCCGAUUGAGUCUAGCGCAAGCUGUCGUUAGUGCAGGUGCGCAAAGCAAGGCCAAAUACCUUGGUUUAACAACGGGCCCUACUCCGGAGGAGGAUGGAUGGGCACAAGGCCAGCCAAAGGUGAAAAUAAUGGGCCGGGAAGUUGCAGUGAUGCGGAGGCAUGUGGUGUCGAAACAAGAAGACGACAACGCUCCCAGCACUGCUUUUUGGGGUUUGGAUCUGGAAGCGCUUCGCAGGUCAAAUGGCCCUCUGAUUGCUGGUAAGGACAGUAAAGGUCACGAAGGGCCGCCCAUACAUAAACCUGCCGCGGCUCGAAAUUAUCUGCUGAAGUCAAUGAUGGCGGUUGAUUCUGGCGCGAGAGCACCAAGUCAAGAUGGGGGAAAAUCAGAGACGGUUGUCAAAAAGAACCCCAAGGAUACGAGCCGCAAGAAGGAAGAGGCCGCGGCAGUAGUUCUCAAAGCCAUCGACGUUGUCUGUGAAAGCUGGGCGGAUUCCUUAACGAGGGAAGAAUUAGAUCAAAAAGCGCAGUCUUGGUAUGUCCGCGCUCGGCCAGAUGUGGCUCAAGGACAGGCAGGCUGGGGACAGAGAGGUCAAGUGCGUCUGGAAGAUAUUCUGCGCCUGAAAAAGGGAUGA